Rhinolophus ferrumequinum (greater horseshoe bat) is the source of this 5522-nucleotide messenger RNA. It is a transcript of the gene OLIG2, whose product is annotated as oligodendrocyte transcription factor 2. Gene Ontology annotation, biological process: oligodendrocyte cell fate specification; regulation of DNA-templated transcription; oligodendrocyte differentiation. The transcript is spliced from 2 exons. The record is from RefSeq and is a predicted model, not a curated record. NCBI's taxonomy places the organism in Eukaryota, Metazoa, Chordata, Mammalia, Chiroptera, Rhinolophidae. Bases 2907 to 4211 code for a protein of 434 amino acids. Gene Ontology annotation, molecular function: protein dimerization activity; DNA-binding transcription factor activity.
CAGGAACUCGGGGAGAGGAAAGGCAAGAACGGAAAAGAAGGGCCGGGGAGGAACCCGGGAAGCAGUGGGAGGUCUGCGCCCUUGUAGCUCCGCGCUAGCCGGCCCCGGUCCUUUUGGCACAAGCUCCUCCCGGGCUGCCAGGCGGCUGAGCAAAGGCGGGCCCCGACACGCACCCGGCCUUUUGUGGGAGGGAAACACAAAGGAGAGGGAAAAACACGUCUUCCGUUUUGACGGAGGAGGCCGACAGCUCCAGGAAGCCUGAGCCAGCCAGGAACUCCCGGAGCAGGGCCGAUUAGCCUCCGCAAGUGAGCGCUCCAUUUCGCGGUAAAGGGCUGCGGCCCAGCUGCGCGCUCGGGUGGGAACGGCGGUGCCGGGGCCCCUUCCGGGAUGUGGACACCAGGCGCCGGGCGCAAGAACUGGACAAGUGCCGGGACGCCUCCAGGACGCAAGGGCAAGCGCCAGUGGCCCGGCUCUAGUUUCCGAUUAUUCCUAGAAGGGGUAGGAGAACUCGGGGACACAGCGAGCUGCGUCCAGCAACCCAUGUGUCCCUGAGCUAAAGGAACCCAGGGGGACACAGUCCGCUCCCACUUCCCGAGCAACUCUGGCGGUAGGAGGAUGUUGGGGGAGGCUGCCUGGAGAAGGGGACUGCAGCCCAGAGUUGCCAGACCGAGCUCCGGGCUUGGGGAGUGAGGAUCGUGAGGUCCCACUGCACAGCCCCAGAAUAGCCACCACCGCUGCCUCCGCUCGGUAGCGCGGGGCUGGAGCCUGGAUUGUCCUUGUGGGCGUCCUCGCGGGAACCUGGCGAGUAAGCCAGCUCUCAAGCCUCCGGACUCUGCCUUCCCAGGCUCUAAACUAGCUCUGUACCAGAGCAGCCCCCUCAAUCUGCACCCCGAUUUCCAAUUCCCGUCACUGGAGCAAGCGCUUCAAGAACCUGAGACCGCGCCCUCCGGCGGAUCGCCGAAUGCAGAACCCUCACCCGUUGCAAGUAACACAAGAAGGAAUCGGGGCUCCGGGACACGUGCCACCGGCUGCUGGACUAACCUCAGCGGCUGCAACCCAGGCGCGCGCUCGUUGUGCCUGCUGGUGUUUAUUAGAUACACUGGCGUGCACACAAGUCCACGCCCAGGCUGGUAGCCCAAUGCUCACACCCCCGCGAUUGUCCUCAUUGCCGGUGGCCCAGGAGGCCCAAAGGAAUGAUCCUCAAGUAACCGAGCUUUUCCUGAUGCCCACUCCCCGCCCUGUGUUCCUCACUGUGACAGAUUCUCCUAAUUGAACGGUUAUGGGUCAUCCUCCAAAACCGUUGGACAACAUAUCUCCACGCUUCAGUUCUUCAUGUUUUAAAUACAUAUUUAACGGAUGGCUGCAGAGCCAGCUGGGAAACACGAGGAUUAGAAAAAUAAUGCUCCAGAAGGCACGAGAUUGGGGCGAAGGGGAGAGCCCACUGGGCUUUCUGCCAUAAACUUUCCAGGGAAUUAGGAACAAUGUUGUGGGUUUCUUUUUGUAUUUGCUUAUCUUGUAACUUUACUAACUUGUAGGCGAAUUGCUUACUAAGUUUGUCUGUCUGCUUGUUUUUAAGCCGUACAUGCAAAUUAAAAUUUCCCAAAUAUCGGAAGUAACUAGAGGACACAGAGAGGGCGGGGUAUAUUUCUGAGUGUGCAGUACCAAGGUCUAAGGUCCUGAGAUCUGCCGAAACAAACUUCUGUACUCGAAGUUUAUGGAUGUGAGAGAUUCAGCUCAGGGAAAAAGUUAGAGACCCGCGGCCGCUUCUACCGUAAGAAACCACCAACGAUGCAGUCUGCAGUUCAGCCAGACAGGGUUGCUCUGUAAAGGGUUAACAAGUUUUUCUGUAGACUUGCGGCAGACACCGUCUCUCGAUUUUCCCAUUUAUAAAAUGGGUAGAUGUGUCAGUACCUCUGAACUACCGCAGGCGCUUCUUUAGACCGGAUUUGAUUCCUGCUGGUCAAGGGUUUCUGGAUCUGGGUAAAACGUGUACGAAUGCAGGCACGAGUGGUUGGAUCUCGCUGUCUGGCACAACGUGAAGUCUUUGUCCAGCCCUAAGCAGUCUUUCUGCAGACUAACGUUGCCCCAUACCCGGUGUCGUGCUGACCACCACAAAAAUGUUGCUGAAAAUACUCUCAUCGGGCUCCCCUGUUAAUAAAUAAGGGGUACGGGGUUGAUUAACUCUGGACUGGACUCUGCCCCUUAUUAGCGCGAUUACUGUGCGGAAAGAACUCUUCCCUGGGUCUACACCAUCCCCAACUUUAUGAAGGGUUUUGAUUUCUUCAAAACAGUUCUGGAGUCGCUCCCUUCCUUCUUUCCACGGCUUCUGCCUGGCAAGGCCCUGCCCCCAGGUGGGGGCGCUACCGGCCGCCCGCGGAGCCACGGCAGCGGCCACCUUCUAUACCAGCGCUCAGAGUGCGGAGAAAGUAGGCAAUUUGUACAUGUCAUCGUUUACAUCGGGGGCCUCAAAUGCCGACGUGUUGAUGAAACCCAUGAGAUGGGCACAAGCGACCGCAGAACCCAGAGAGAAAGAGAAAGCAAGGGAGGAGGCUCCAGCCCCAGCUCCUGAGUCGCCAAGAUUACCCGCGCGCAUCCCAAAAGAUCUGACCGCGUCGGGUAUCGGUUAGGUUGUCUGCAGAGCUCCCAGCCCACCCCAUCCCCCAGCCUGACUAUGUAUUUUUAUACAAAUUUGACAAUUUUCCCUCUCUCCGGCGGUCCCAACCGCGACCGGCCCUCUGUACUUCCCGGGUGAGCCCGCGCUCCUCCCCCCGCCUCCUCUCACGCUUCCUCCGCGGUCCCUCUUCCAGUCCCUCCCCAGAAUCUUCCGGCCGCGGACGCCCAUUGGCUGUACGUAGGAGGAGGCGUGUGCCGGGACCCGCGAGUUUCAUUGAGCGGAAUUAGCCCGGAUGACAUCAGCUUCCCAGCACCCCCUCCCCGCCCCCCGCCGCGGGCUCCGUUCAUUGGCGCCGAGGCCCCUCCUAGACCCGCACAUUGUUCCCCGCCCCCGCCGUGGCCACCGCCACCGCGAUCGCCGCCGCCACCGGGCUAUAAAAACCAGCCGAGCCCGGAAAGGUGCGGAUGCUUAUUAUAGACCGACGCGACCUCAGCGCCGGGAGCCAGGUUCUCCACUGCAGCUUUUGGGAACGAGCUCCUCUAAUUGCCUCCACAGAGGUGUGCGUGGAAGCUCCGAACGCCGAGGGCGGGAGGACCGUGCGAAAGCUGCGACUUUCCCUGGGGCCAUGGACUCGGACGCCAGCCUGGUGUCCAGCCGCCCGUCGUCGCCAGAGCCCGAUGACCUUUUCCUGCCGGCCCGGAGCAAGGGCAGCGGCGGCAGCGGCUUCACAGGGGGCACGGUGUCCUCGUCCACGCCGAGCGACUGCCCGCCAGAGCUGAGCGCCGAGCUGCGCGGCGCCAUGGGCGCUGCGGGCGUGCACCCCGGGGACAAGCUGGGCGGCGGCGGCUUCAAGUCGUCCUCGUCCAGCACGUCGUCGUCCACGUCGUCGGCGGCUGCGUCGUCCACCAAGAAGGACAAGAAGCAGAUGACGGAGCCGGAGCUGCAGCAGCUCCGCCUGAAGAUCAACAGCCGCGAGCGCAAGCGCAUGCAUGACCUCAACAUCGCCAUGGACGGGCUGCGCGAGGUCAUGCCGUACGCUCACGGCCCGUCGGUGCGCAAGCUCUCCAAGAUCGCCACGCUGCUGCUGGCGCGCAACUACAUUCUCAUGCUCACCAACUCCCUGGAGGAGAUGAAGCGACUGGUGAGCGAGAUCUACGGCGGCCACCACGCGGGCUUCCACCCGUCAGCCUGCGGCGGCCUGGCGCACUCAGCGCCCCUGCCCGCCGCCACUGCGCACCCCGCGGCCGCCGCCCACGCGGCGCACCACCCCGCGGUGCACCAUCCCAUCCUGCCUCCCGCAGCCGCGGCCGCCGCCGCUGCAGCCGCCGCCGCCGCGGUGUCCAGCGCCUCCCUGCCCGGCUCCGGGUUGUCGUCAGUCGGCUCCAUUCGGCCCCCGCACGGCCUCCUGAAAUCUCCGUCGGCAGCCGCGGCGGCCCCGCUGGGUGGCGGGGGCGGCGGCAGCGGGGGCAGCGGCGGCUUCCAGCACUGGGGCGGCAUGCCCUGCCCCUGUAGCAUGUGCCAGGUGCCACCGCCGCACCACCACGUGUCGGCCAUGGGCGCCGGGAGCUUGCCGCGCCUCACCUCUGACGCCAAGUGAGCCGGCCGGCGCCGGAGCGUUCUGGCGAGCGGGAGGUCCGGAGGCUGAGGGGAAGCGAGGACUGGCCGGAGCGGGGCCCUGGGAGCUCAGUUCCCAGGAGAAGCUCAAGACCUUGGGCUGAGGGUGGGGGCGAUGGUGAGGACUCCAGCACCUCCCGGGGGCGCGCACUAAACUGGGGGGAGUGAGUGGAGCGACCUGGUUUUAGCCCUCUCUAAACAGCGCUGGCCCGGAGACACCGUUUUAUAAGAGGGCACCGCUAUGUGCACCCCUUCCUCUAUCCCUCUUCUCCCCCAAAAAGAGACGAUUUAAAAAACUGAUUUCCCGGGGAACACGGCCUCACUCGGCCUGGGCUGCACUUCGUUUCACGGGGCAAUGGGGAGGGAGGGGAGCGUUGGGGACUUCCUCUCCUUCCUCCUUUCUUGGCGGGUAGGAGACUCCGGGGAGCAGCACUCCCGGAGCGGCCGUGGGGUUCAGGCCUCGCGGUCAAGGGUCGUCUCUGGCCCAGGGCCGGGGACUAGGAGAUAGUUGGAAACUGACAUUCGGUACCAGAAGCACUUACAGUCGUAUCCAAUCUCAGUGUCUGGUAAACCCACCACCGUUUGACAGCCGUUGCCAGUCCUCCCUGUCUUACUGGUUUAAGGCUUGUGGUUUUAAAAUCUGUCCCUGUCCCGUUGUCAACAAUACAAACUAACUUUAUAAACGGUCAGUAUAGAACCACCUGUGGAUUGGAACAACCUGAAACUGGCGAUUUGAGGAGCGGGUGUUUUUAGUUAUUUUAAAAUAGAAUUCCCCCCUCCCACCCCAUUCUUUCCGUCUCCGAGCACAAAGUGAUUGGGUUCCUUACCCGACUGGGGCACUUGUGGUGGUUGAUACCUGAGAGUUUGACAGAACUCGGAGGCCGUUGCUGUGAAUAUAGUUUGGGUUAUUUGGGGGUUCUGUUGGCAUUUUAAUUUUUUCUUUCUUGGGUGUGUAAAUAUAAUAUCAAUGAUGAGGUAAGUGCGUGCUAAGCUGUAUGCUCACGCGACUGCCAGCCCUACCCGAGUCUAAGCCGGGUUUCCUGUUUACUGGUUUCUUUUUGCCACGUUUAACACAAAUGACAAACUCCUCCACGUGCUUCCUGCGUCCGUGCAAAGCGCCGCGGCGCUGCCAGCGUCGUAAUUGGGCUUCACAGCGUCUGCCACAUAACGUCCCUCCUCUGAUCGCUGCCCCUCGCACAGAGUGUAUCAUCUGUUUUAUUUUUGUAAAAAGAAAAAAGUGCUAAAUAAUAUUUAUUACUUGUUUGGUUGCAAAACGAAAUAAAUGAUCGAGUGU